Messenger RNA from Leptopilina boulardi, 3273 nucleotides. RefSeq names its product polypeptide N-acetylgalactosaminyltransferase 5 (gene Pgant5). The transcript has 9 exons. The record is from RefSeq and is a predicted model, not a curated record. The coding region runs from base 814 to 2616 and encodes 600 amino acids. NCBI's taxonomy places the organism in Eukaryota, Metazoa, Arthropoda, Insecta, Hymenoptera, Figitidae. Gene Ontology annotation, cellular component: Golgi apparatus.
GUGCAGAACCGUGCAUCCAUUGUGGACGUGAAUUCGUAGCAGUAUGUGUCACGGUUUAUUGAGUUAUGCGGUGAAUUGAGAACACUUUACUGUCAAUUCUUAUCACAGGGAAUAUCGUCAUUUAAUGGUAAAUUUAAUAUAAAUGUUUAGAUAAAAUUGAAAAAAAAUUGAAUUCAUUGUUUUGAUUGAAAAAAAAAAUGACACGUUGUUCAUAUGUUAAGUGAUUUGUAACACACAUAAGCCACAUAUUUUCUUCCAACUAAAGAAGGUAGUGAUGUGGUUAACGACCAAGACAUUCUUGCCUUCAACUGGAAAUUAUAAUCAUCAGAUAUAUUUUUAAAUUUAAAACCGGUGUGUGAGAAUUAGAAUUUAUAUUAUAAACAGUGAGAUUUUUCAUUCACGAAAAUAAAAAAAUAAAAGAAUCUAUAUUAUAAUCGGAUUCAAUUUUUUGAAGAGGAAAACGUUCACCUAUGACGUGUAUAACCUAUUGACGUAGACAGAAUAACAUAAACAAGAGUGACAUUUUUCGAGGACACGGAAGGAAAUAUUUAAAGUUUUAAGGUGUUCUGUGAUUUUUUUUACACAUGGAAUCUUGUGCCGACAGUAGCGAAGGAUAAUUACAUUAAUUGGAGGAGAAUACUUUUUUUGCGAGUGAUGAUGAUUGAAUUAAUGUGAGAAUUUCUUUGAAUCGUGAAAUAUAAUAAUCGAAUGUCUGCUAAAGUUGAAGCAGACUUGUUGAAUAAUCUGGAUCUAAAGACCAGGUGAUGAGCUCAGUUUGGUGGGGAGCCUCAAGCAUAAAACGAGACUCCAAACAUGUUUCGCUCAAAGAUAAGAAUUCACACAUGCCAAGUGAUUCUGUUGACCUCGCUUGUAUGGUUCCUGUUGGAUGUGAUGAUUUUAAUGUUCUAUUCAGAUUGUAUCGGUGGUUCAGGAUGGAAUUGUCCUGACACUAGGCAAACUGAUGAGCCAAUUGCAGCUGCCAUUAUUCAUGGACAGGAAUUAAUUGUUGAAAUUGAUCCAAUAACAAAUAUGCGAAAGAAAUAUAAUGAAAAUGAAGUAUUUAAAUGGAAACCAGCUAAAACAGUGAGAGGACGUCCUGGUGCUCCUGGUGAAAGUGGAUCGGCUGUUCAUAUACCCGCCGAUGAUGAGGCAAGACAGCAGGAACUUUUUAAAUUAAAUCAAUUUAAUUUAAUGGCAAGCGAUAUGAUUUCGUUGAAUCGUUCAUUAAAAGAUGUUCGAUUAGAAGAUUGUAAGAAAAAAAAUUAUCCCGAAUAUCUUCCAAAAACUAGUAUUGUUAUUGUUUUUCAUAAUGAGGCAUGGAGUACAUUGUUGAGGACUAUUUGGUCUGUUAUUAAUCGUUCACCAAAAAAUUUACUACAGGAAAUUAUUCUCGUUGAUGAUGCCAGCGAACGAGCCCAUUUAGGGAAGGAUCUUGAGAAAUAUGUAAGAACUUUACCAGUUUCAACUUCUGUUUUGCGCACAGAAAAAAGAUCAGGACUUAUAAGAGCGAGAUUGCUUGGCGCAAAACAUGUAACGGGCCAAGUAAUUACAUUUUUGGAUGCUCAUUGUGAAUGCACUGAAGGUUGGCUCGAGCCACUUCUUGCAAGAAUAGAAAAUGACAGGACAACAGUUGUUUGUCCCAUCAUUGAUGUUAUUAGUGACGAUACUUUUGAAUAUAUUACAGCAAGCGAUAUGACAUGGGGUGGAUUCAAUUGGAAACUUAAUUUUAGAUGGUAUAGAGUUGCUCAAAGAGAAAUGGACAGGAGAAAUAGAGAUAGAACAGCACCGCUUCAUACACCGACAAUGGCAGGUGGAUUGUUUGCCAUCGAUAAAGAAUAUUUCUAUAAUUUAGGAGCGUACGAUGAAGGAAUGGAUAUUUGGGGCGGGGAAAAUUUGGAAAUGAGUUUUAGAAUAUGGAUGUGUGGUGGGACGUUGGAAAUCGCAACAUGCUCGCAUGUUGGACAUGUGUUUCGUAAGUCGACUCCCUACACCUUCCCCGGUGGUACGAGCAAGAUCGUGAAUCGGAACAAUGCUCGCCUCGCUGAGGUCUGGUUGGACCAAUGGAAACACUUCUAUUACAACAUUAAUCCAGGUGCUCGCAGCGUUUCUGUUGGCGAUGUCUCGGAACGAAAAGCUUUAAGGGAACGUCUCAAGUGUAAAAACUUUAAAUGGUAUUUGGAAAAUAUUUAUCCAGAGUCACCGAUGCCAUUGGAUUAUUAUUAUCUUGGAGAUGUGUCGAAUGUUGAAACGAAAAAUUGUCUCGAUACAAUGGGCCGAAAAACAGGAGAAAACGUCGGUAUUACUUAUUGUCACGGACUUGGUGGCAAUCAGGUGUUUGCGUAUACGAAGAGACAACAAAUAAUGUCAGAUGAUAUGUGCCUGGAUGCUGCGAGUCCUCGUGGACCAGUGAAAAUAGUCCGUUGCCAUGGAAUGGGCGGAAAUCAAGCUUGGGUUUAUAACAAUAUGACCAAAAUGAUAACACACACAAAUACAGGCUAUUGUCUCUCAAAACCACGACCUGGAGAUGCGACACAACCUGUUCUUGCAACAUGUGAUCAACGUGUUUCCGGUCAAAAAUGGAUAAUGCAAAGUAAAUUUGUAUGGCAAGCCAGCUAAUACCAAGUAAACGCAAAGGACCAAGAAUUAUACUCGGUACUUGUUGAUGCGUUCAAGUAUUUAUAAAAUUAAAGGACUGAACUUUUCAGGGACCUUAUUAUUCUACUAAAAAUUUUAGAUUAAAAAAAAUAUAUCAAAAACAAUCUGUUUCAAAGAUUGUUCAUGAUGAUUAACAAAAAAAAAAAGCAAAUAAUUACGAAGACUAGAAGAAUUUUUUUCGUAGAAGCUAAUCUAGUGUUUUAUAAUAGAAAAAAAACAAUAUUGAGCAUUUACUGCCAUUUUUUAUGGUAUGCUUUAUGAGAUUUUUUUUUUUUUAAAGUACUUGUGGAAAAAGAAAACAAAGUACAGGUGCAAAUGAAGAAACGUGAAUUUUUACCGAAUGUUAGAAAGAAAGAAAGCAUAUCACGUAACUGUUAUUAAUUGUUGACUUGGAUAAAUUUAAGUCUAAAGGAAAUUUGGGAUGAGUGCAAUGAUGACCUUCCACACACAUUUUUUUUUUUUUUUGAAAAAAGAAUAGCAGGUUAGAGUUCAGCCUUUAUUUUAUUUAUCAAAGCUAAGUCAAAGUUUUUUUUUUUUUUUUUAAUAUAACUAGAUUGUAAAAAAAAAAUUGUAUCUUAGGAUUUUAAAUAGACUUGAAAAAAAGAAAUUUACAACUGA